This is a messenger RNA of Fundulus heteroclitus (mummichog), 4140 nucleotides long. RefSeq names its product coronin, actin binding protein, 1Ca (gene coro1ca). Gene Ontology annotation, biological process: neural crest cell migration; actin filament organization. The transcript has 11 exons. Gene Ontology annotation, molecular function: actin filament binding. The coding region runs from base 150 to 1571 and encodes 473 amino acids. NCBI's taxonomy places the organism in Eukaryota, Metazoa, Chordata, Actinopteri, Cyprinodontiformes, Fundulidae. The record is from RefSeq and is a predicted model, not a curated record.
GUGACAGAGAGGCGAAAGAGCACAGAACGGCUUGUUGUGUCAGCAGCAGCGGCUCUGGACGAGGGAGGAAUAAAGUGGGAUCCGCGUUUGCCUGUCUUCUAUCAUUUCCCUUUCAGGAAUACUAUUAUUUCCCCCCUUUAUAGGAAGAUAUGAGACGAGUUGUACGGCAGAGCAAAUUCCGUCACGUCUUCGGCCAGGCGGUGAAGAAUGACCAAUGCUACGACGACAUCCGCGUCUCCAGGGUCACAUGGGACAGCUCCUUCUGUGCGGUCAACCCCAAGUUCGUCGCCAUAAUUAUCGAGGCCAGCGGCGGUGGAGCUUUCCUCGUUCUCCCUCUUCACAAGUCAGGACGCAUCGACAAAUCCUACCCAACAGUAUGCGGUCACACGGGCCCCGUGUUAGACAUCGACUGGUGCCCACACAACGACCAGGUCAUUGCGAGCGGCUCCGAGGACUGCACCGUGAUGGUAUGGCAGAUUCCUGAGAACGGCCUCGUGUCCCCCUUGUCUGAGCCGGUGGUGGUUCUGGAGGGCCACUCGAAGCGCGUGGGAAUCAUCACAUGGCAUCCAACAGCGCGUAACGUCCUCCUCAGUGCCGGUUGUGACAACCAGAUAAACAUCUGGAACGUGGGCACAGGAGAGGUCUUGAUCUCCUUGGAGGACAUGCAUCCUGAUGUCAUUUACAAUGUGAGCUGGAACCGCAACGGCAGCCUCAUCUGCACUUCCUGCAAGGACAAGGCAAUCCGUGUCAUCGAUCCUCGCAAGGAGACCAUCAUUGCUGAGAAGGAGAAGGCCCACGAUGGCGCCCGCCCCAUGAGGGCCAUUUUCCUCUCUGAUGGCAACAUCCUGACCACCGGCUUCAGUCGCAUGAGCGAGAGGCAGCUGGCUCUCUGGAACGUGCAAAACAUGGAGGAGCCGAUGACCGUCAGCGAGAUGGACACGAGCAACGGCGUGCUGCUGCCCUUCUAUGAUCCAGACACCAAUGUCGUUUACCUCUGCGGGAAGGGUGACAGCAGCAUUCGAUACUUCGAGAUCACGGACGAGGCUCCUUACGUUCACUUCCUUAACACCUUCGUCACCAAGGAGCCUCAGAGGGGCAUGGGCUACAUGCCCAAGAGAGGCCUUGAUGUCAAUAAGUGUGAAAUUGCAAGGUUCUAUAAACUGCAUGAAAGAAAGUGUGAGCCUAUUGUGAUGACCGUACCGAGAAAGUCGGACCUGUUCCAGGACGACUUGUACCCAGACACGGCCGGACCAGACCCUGCCCUGGAGGCAGAGGAAUGGUUCGAGGGCAAGAAUGGCGACCCCAUCCUCAUAUCCCUAAAGAAUGGCUACGUCCCAGGCAAGAACCGAGAGUUCAAGGUGGUCAAGAAGAACAUUUUGGACAGCAAGACCAACAAGAACGCGGAGAACUCAAGCCCUGCCAACAAGUCUGCUUCUUCAACUCCAUCAAUUAAAUCUGAGGCAAAGAUGGAGGAGAUCUUGAAAGAAAUCAAAUCCCUCAAGGACCUGAUCAGCAGUCAGGAGAAGCGAAUCAUCAAACUUGAAGAGCAGAUGUCCAAAGUUGCCAUUUAAGGACCCUUUAACCCCCUCCCCAUCCCUCUACAAUUCAGGACGUUCCUUUAGCUGGGGGGGCAGGGGCGAGCAGGAACAGUAACCGCCUGUCUCUCUGACAGCGUUUAGUCUGAGUCCUGCCAGCCAUCGAUCCCCAGCGACAUUCCAGAUGAACUUUUUCUUAGCAAGGUCCCAACCCUCAGUGUAACGCAGGUUGAAUAAGAAGGAUUCGGUAAACUUAGCAGAAAGUACUUUGGCUUUUUGACGACAAAGAACAUUCCUUUUAUUCCGUGUCAGUCUUUUAUUUCACCUAGUUGUAUAAAAAAAAAGUCUUAAUUCGUCUCAUUUUAGACUGACCAAAUGAACAACAGUUCCAGUUUUCUUUGAUAUAUCUGUACAUUUUUAAGUAGGUGCCAGUGCUUCAUGUUGGCGUGGUCCCCAAACGAAAAGGUUGCCAAAUUUAAGUUGUUUACACCUCCUGAACAGUAUUUUCUCUCUCUUUCUGUGAGACUGUUUUAAAUCCAAACAGUGAAACUUGGUAGACUGUUUACAUAAAGAGGAUAAUCUAAUUAUUUUUACGACUAGGAAACAGGUAAAGUAACUUUAAUAUGAACCAUGAUUGCCAUUUCAGGUCAGUCAAAAAAAAAAUGCAUUCCAGUCAACACCAAACAUUUAGACAAGAUCCCAAAUUACUAAAUCUGACGAGUCCAUUCCUGCUUUCCGCCUUUUCCUUUGACUCCGUGCAACGACCUCCAUGUUGUCACGCAUGCCUCUCCUCCUCGCAGCAUUAACAUGCUCUCAGAAAUUACUGCCCAAAAUGACGUUCCUCUGAUCUCAUUGGCUGUUCAUGAAAGGACCAAGAAAAAAAAAUUCCUGCUUUCCUCUCUCUGUAAACAGUCUGCUGCAGUGACUCGGUGACGCCGGGCGCUUGGCUUAUGCUCUGUGUGCUGCACAUGGAAAGACCAACACGAGCAUUUUUUUUUUUUUUUUUUUUUGUCACCAUUGCCACAAAAAAGGACACGCAGCUUCCAGUCUCGGUGUUUGUUGUAAACGGUCUCGCUAAAACCACAUGUAGUCGGUUGUAGUUGUUUUUUUUUUUUUUCUUUCUCACUUUUUGUUGUUUAUCCAUCAACUAAAGUCUGUGUGUUCAGUACAAUUGGAGAAGAAGUGACAUCAAGUAACACGCAGUGAUUUGAUAAUUUCAGAGCCCCCCUAUGAUAAAAAGCUGGACGCCAUGGCAGAAGGUGUUCGCGACGAACGGACUGAGAACGCGUGCGUGCCUCCAGUCUCUGAGCUCCUUGCUUCACCUCACUUUGGACCUUCCUGCAUAGUUUCCAGUUCAAAGCGUAGUAAAGGUCUGAGAUCUGCUCAAAGUUUGGGGAAACUGAACCGUUUAGAUGCCACUUUUUUUUUUUUUUUUUUUUUUUUUUUUUUUAUUAAUCCCGUUUCUUGUUCCGGCUCUGCUUGUAUCCCUCUUAGCAUUUCCACUUUCAGAUCCAGCGAGUUACUUCUGUCCUUUUUUAAAUCAGUGUAGUCAUUCCAAAUACCAGAACCAUUGGGGUUGUCCAAGCGGAGUUGCUGCGGCCCAGCAGAGGCCUCGGAUCUGCCUCCCUGUGGGAAGCAGAGACGGGGGUUUGACGGUUCAGUCUGUCUGUUUUGCCUUCGUCAAUCUGUUAACGCUGUGCAGAACUGAAAGUGCCAUAGAGGAAACCCUGAAAGUGCAUGUUGGAGGUUGUGUAGUGAAUGGAGGGAUUGAACGGUGCCUGGAUUUAAAACCACUUUGAGGUGCUAUACUUUGUACUGACACCCUGUUCCUGAAGUGCUGUUUGUCACCAAGCUGGAUGACGCCACCAAGUCCUGCCAGUCAUUCAGACGCUUCCGCCGGGCAGCAUUAUUAUUACGCUCAGUUUGAUCUGGGCAUUGAGCCACUGACAUCCUGACGUUUCUCUUCUUGGUACGGGUAUAAAAAAAAAAAAAAUCUCUUUUUAAAUUGAUUUAACACCAAGAAUCUUUGGCUGUAGCACAGCCUUGGAAGUCAGCGGCCAUCAAGAUACACUUUGAGCGGCGAGUCGAGCAUUUAGCAGUAACAGGAAAUCUAAUGAGGGGUGCCGCUCUGUGGGUUUUAUUUUAUAGAGUGGUUGGUGUAAGAACUUUAGUAUCUAACAGCGAUCCAAAGGGACAAUGUAGGUGGAAGUGAUGCUGAACGAUAGGUUUAUGUAUGUAAUUAAGGUCUAGAAAAACGAGUGAAAGCUGUGUAAAUAUGAUCAGGAAUCCUUUUUGUUUUAGUUUUUUUUUUUUUUUUUUUGUUUCUGUGGUUGUGCUGAAGAGGGCAUCUGUAUGGGUGAUGGGUUUUAAAUGUCUCCCCCCCCCCCUCCCCUUCCCUCUUGUUUGUGUUCCUUGCACCUUGCCAUACCACCAUAAGAGAAAAGCAGAACCUCCAUCACAUAUGAAAAUCAAGAAACUAGAUCAGACAAAAACCAACCAGGACGAAAGCCUCGGUGAGGUCUGCUCAGCUUCUUUUGGUUCAUAAUCCUUGCUUCAAAUAUCAGACAUUGAUUAUAAGAAAAUUAAUAAAGAAUUUUUAAAAUGA